Nelumbo nucifera (sacred lotus) is the source of this 1619-nucleotide messenger RNA. Its product is annotated as embryo defective 2737. Gene Ontology annotation, cellular component: chloroplast. The record is from RefSeq and is a predicted model, not a curated record. NCBI's taxonomy places the organism in Eukaryota, Viridiplantae, Streptophyta, Magnoliopsida, Proteales, Nelumbonaceae.
CUGGUGCGAGGGCGCGGCAACUCCCACUGCUUAUCCACUCAAAGUUCUUUCUGAGUUGCGCUUGGAAUUCGUUAUGUCGAGAGGCACCGGCCACCUCUUGAAGGUCGUAAAGCAAUAUGCGGACAUUUACUAUAAAAUCUUCAGGGCUCGAUACGGGCAGCAGUUAAUCGACCUGUGCGAGUUCCCAAUCAAGCUCGUUUUGUCUCCUUUCACUCUUGCUUAUGAUAUUGCCGGCUCUGCUCCCCGUGGCUUCGGUGUUCCCGAGUUCAUUUCUCAUCUUUCCUUCUCUGCAAUAUUUGCAGUUGCUACUCUUGGCACUUACGAUAUUGCCUUGGAGUUGGGGAAGAAGGUGCUUUGUCAAAGGAAUUGUAGGACCUGCAAUGGAUGGCAAGCAUUGCGGUGCACUAUGUGCAAAGGUAUAGGGAAGGUGCACUAUCAAGUCAAAAAUUACACCUUGAAAAGUGGUGAGAGGGAAACAGCUGAGUGUGUUGCAGAUGCCAUUGCUGACAACAGGGCUGAGUUGGUGCACCUUCCUUCUACUGUUGAUCUAAAACUGCCACUGCCCUCCAAAGACUGCCCAACUUGCAGUGGAUCGGGGGUGAUGAGUUGUCCAGAAUGUAAGCACAAAUUACAAGUUAGGAUUUCUGCUGAUGAUAUUAUGGAGCCACCAUGGAAAGCAUAUAAUGUCUUGAGAAAGAUGGACUAUCCAUAUGAGCAUAUUGUUCACAGCAUGAAAGACCCAAGCGUUGCAGCUUUUUGGUUGAUAACAAUGCCUCAAAUUUUGGGAGGAUUCAACUACGAUGAGGAUGUGAAGCAAAAAAUUUGGUGGCAAUACAAGGAGUCUAUGCGGUAUGAUCAAAUUCGUGAUGUAGUGGCCAAGAGAAAACCUGGCUGGGAGCACUUACAGGAAGCUCUCAUCUCCAUAGAUCCGGUUCGUGCAAGAGAUGACCCAGUAGUUGUGAAAAACAUCCCUUAUUAUAAAGCUAGGAAGGCUUUAGAGGCAGAAGUCAUGAAGCUUGAUGUCCCACCACGGCCGGAUAAUUGGGGUGAGCUGAACCUUCCAUUGGAUGCAUCUUCUUGGAGUGAUGAAGAGCUCAAAGAUCCAAGGAAAUUAUAUGAGAUGACUGUUCUUCUCAAUGCUCAGAGAGAAAUGGCUGAUAAAAUCUUGGACUCACAGUGGGAAGAAAAAUGGCGCCAAGAGAAGUUGAAUGAGCUACUGGAAGAGAAGGUACGGCCGUACAUACAGAGAUUGGACACUGGUGUUCUUCCUCGGCCUAUUAUUAUACGGUCUCAACAUCAAGAAAACAAGAAAAGGACAAAACGGCGCUGGUGGCUAUUCUGAUUAUCAGAUCAUGAUGACGGAUUUUGCCAUGCUUCCCCCCUUUUCUUUAUUGCUGGAUUUACAUCAUGUUUAAUGUAUUUUGAGCAUUUCUCUUUCCAAAGUAUCCUCUUAUGUGGCUCAAUUUUUGCAUCUUUCAGCAGUACCUGUUAUUUAUCCAAUGCACAAGGAAAAAAACCUGUACAUUGAGGAAACUUCCAAAUGUUGCAGCAAGAUGUAUUCAAUAUAAUAGCAAGCUGACCACUUUGUGUUGGUCUCCUUGUUUGUUUGCCCCACUUAA